Arabidopsis lyrata subsp. lyrata is the source of this 2257-nucleotide messenger RNA. RefSeq names its product monoacylglycerol lipase. The transcript has 7 exons. The record is from RefSeq and is a predicted model, not a curated record. Gene Ontology annotation, molecular function: lipase activity. NCBI's taxonomy places the organism in Eukaryota, Viridiplantae, Streptophyta, Magnoliopsida, Brassicales, Brassicaceae. Bases 517 to 1914 code for a protein of 465 amino acids. Gene Ontology annotation, cellular component: membrane.
AAGGGAUACAUAAGAAAAUUCAUAGUUGUUGGAAAGAGCUUUUUAUAGAUAGGAUCAUAUGAUAGGACGGUCUUUUAGGGGUAAAAAAUAUUUUUAAAAUAAAUGAAAAUAAUCUUGACCUUACACGUGUAAACUCUGGAAGAAUCUACUCGUCUCUUCUUCUCCUAUACCUCAUCCCAAAGCUACGAAGACAACUCUUCCAAGUUCCAAACAAAUAUCACAAAAAGUAAUAAACUAAUAAAACAAAUUCUAUGUUUAUUUAAAAAAUUGUUCAUUUCCUUAAAAGAUUAUUCUCUCAAAUCCUUUCACUCUCAUCAUCAUCUUCUUCUUCUUCUUCUUCUUCUUCUUCAUAAGCCAUUAUAAAGCUCUGUUUUUUUACCCUGUCUAUAUAAACAGAGGAAGCCCUAAAUUUGGAUUCUCUAUUCAAAGUUUUCCCAUUUCGCUAAUUUUGGAGAAGAAAAAAAACGAUUUUUAUUUUUAAUCGUUUUUUGCAUUUCUGAUUCAUUUCUUUGGUUUAUGAUCUGUUCAAGUAAAGGAACAACCUUAAUCGCUAGCGGAAAAAAUUCAAAUUCAAUCCCAAGAUUACCCCUAACAGGGUCAUCCACAAAUCGGAUUCAAAUUCGAAACCCAAUCAGUGUCGAAAAAACAUUCCGACGAUCAUCGUCAUCGUCAUCAUCAAUGGCGGUGGAAACAAUGUCGAUGGGAUCAGAUUCAUCAACUUUGAUUCUAACAUCUGGAGCAAGCGGUCGCGUUAGGGUACUCUUCUCGAUGCGAGAGCUCAAGCGUCUCGUCACGUUUAUCCAGUCGUUGAUUCUCUUCCUCCUCCUUCCUUUUCGCGUCGUCGUUUGGCGGAGGAGGACUGGUGCGGUGGUCAUCAGAGACGAUAAACAGGAGAGAAAGGUUUGGUCUCCGCCGCAGAUCGUGGUGAGGAAGAGGAACAUCGGUGGCGAAAGCGGAUGCAGCGUUUCGCCUCCGUCGGUUCCGGCGGCGGUGGUAGAUGAGGAGGUUGCUGUUAGACGUGAGCUGGCGAUUAAGCGAGUAUUGGAAGAUGAAGGCGGCGAUGGAAGCUCCGUCAGAGAUUAUUCGCUUUUCACGACGAAGAGAGGGGAUACGUUGUUUACUCAGUCAUGGUCACCUCUUUCCCCAAAUCACAGGGGACUUAUUGUUCUGCUACAUGGAUUAAACGAGCAUAGUGGCAGGUAUAGUGAUUUUGCAAAGCAGCUUAAUGCUAAUGGGUUCAAGGUCUAUGGAAUUGACUGGAUCGGUCAUGGCGGAAGUGAUGGACUUCAUGCUUACAUUCCUUCCCUUGAUUACGCUGUAGCAGAUUUGAAAUCAUUUCUUGAAAAGGUAUUCACAGAGAAUCCAGGACUCCCCUGUUUCUGCUUUGGACACUCAACAGGUGGAGCAAUCAUCCUCAAGGCUAUGCUGGAUCCAAAGAUUGAAUCUCGAGUUUCAGGCAUUGUAUUGACUUCACCAGCUGUUGGAGUCCAACCAUCCCAUCCAAUCUUCGCAGUUCUUGCUCCAAUCAUGGCGUUCCUCCUGCCCAGGUACCAAAUCAGUGCAGCAAACAAGAAAGGAAUGCCGGUCUCUCGUGACCCAGCAGCUCUUAUCGCCAAAUACUCUGACCCGUUAGUCUUCACCGGAUCCAUCCGAGUUAAAACUGGCUACGAGAUCCUUAGAAUCACUGCUCACUUGCAACAGAACCUGAACAAAGUGAAAGUUCCUUUUCUUGUGAUGCACGGUACAGACGACACAGUAACCGAUCCUAACGCUUCAAAGAAGCUCUACGAGGUAGCUUCCUCGUCAGACAAAUCAAUCAAGCUCUACGACGGAUUGUUGCACGAUCUUCUCUUCGAACCCGAACGAGAAAUCAUCUCUGGAGCCAUAAUAGAUUGGCUAAACCAGCGGGUUUAGCUCGUUCAAACCAACAAUCACUAUCACUUCGAAUCAAGAAUCUCUUGAUUCAGACAAGAAUAAUUAUUUCGCGAAAUUUUCUGGGUAAUUGACUGAGAAACGUGAGGAAAAAAGAAGUUCUUGGUCGAUUUAGCAACCUCUUGGUUGAUUUUUCUCAACUCGGAAGUAGAAAGAAGAUAGAGAAAAAGAGCCUCCAAAUCUUGACUCUCUUGCUACUAUGCUUCUUGACGUCGGUAUAUUGUCAUAAAUCAAUAAUUUUUGUAACCUUGGAUUUUGUUAUCUUAUACCUGUAAUACCGAUUAUUAUUUAUAUCGAAUCUAUAAGUGAUUUGUCUAUUUCGAUA